AUGCGUGCGAGUAUAAGACGAGUGGGUGCCUUGCUGGUUGGAACAGACUGCCGGGUCCAGCUGCAGUAUGUCCUGGUUCCGGCAGAUGCGUGUGCUGCACGCGUGGCGGGCGCUGUCCCAGAGCGCAUGUAUACUGUACAUAGUGCCCUCUCAAACGUCGUGUACUUUGUAAGCGCGGAUAUCGUGUACUCUGUAUGCGUGGAAGUCGUGUUCUCUGAACAUGCAUCAGACUCUGUCCUCGCAGGCACUGUCCUGGUUCACGUUUUUAACGUUGUUUAUGUAGUUAACGUGGUGAACUUGCAAGUUCAAAGUGAAGAAUUGACAGAAUCAAUUUACUCUGCUGAUUGGCCGAAUGCAAGUCCAGAAGCUAAAAAGAUCAUGUUAAUGUUCAUGGUGCGAGUUCAAAAACCAUUUCAAUUGACAGCUAAUGGCUACCGUACAAUGAACUUAAAUACUUUUAGCGCUCAUCUUUUAAAAAUCGUAUGCCACAACUUAACAACCCAGAAAAUGGGUCCGAAGACUUAUUUCACAGUUUUCUUUAUAUUAGUUUUUAGUUCCGUUAUAUUAGCUACACGUUCAAAAUUAAAGGAACCAGGAGAAUCUGCGAGUGAAAAAUACGACACACGUGAAAACUCGGGAUCAAGCGAACGUUACGAUUAUUAUUCAGAUGAAGACUCAAAUAGUUCGGAAGAAUACUCGGGAAAUUCGGAGUCAAAUGAAGGUUCAUAUGAGGACUCGGGGUCAGGUACGGGAACAGGGGGAGGUGGGGGUGGCGGAAAUGCAACUGCAGCCGCUCAAAGUACAGCUAUAGCAAAUGGGACUGGAAAUGCAGCUGCACUUGCUCAAAGUAUCGCACAGGCAAUCGGAGGUGGCCAGAAUGGCGGAAAUGCAAAUGCUAAUGCUCAAAGUCUGGCAAAAGCCAACGGAGGCGGAAAUGCAAACGCAGCUGCCCUGAGUAUCGCUCAAGCACUAGGUUCGGGAAAUAGUGGAGCGAACUCAAUAGCAAAUGCCAUUGCGUCAGGCACUGGACAGGCCAGAAGUGAUGCAAUUGCUACAUCAAUUUCUAAUGCACAGGCAAAUGGUGGAUCCGGUAAUUCCAAUGGUGGUUCUGGUAAUUCGUCACGUAAAACAAAGCGACGUCGACGCAAAGGAAACUCGGGAAGAAGAAAAAAGAGAAAAGGAUAUCAAACCAGCCCCGGCGGAAAUACUGGAGGCAACAAAGAACCCGGAGGUGACAAAGGACCUGGUGAAAAUCCUAAACCUAAAGGACCUAAUGGCGAUAAAGGGCUAAGCGGCGAGAAAGGAAUGAAGGGCAACAAAGGACCUGUUGGUGAUAAAGGACCUAAAGGUGGCAAGGGACCUGGUGGAAAUUCUCAACCUAAAGGACCUAAUGGCGAUAAAGGGCAAAGCGGCGAGAAAGGAAUGAAGGGCAACAAAGGAUCUGUUGGUGAUAAAGGACCUAAAGGUGGCAAGGGACCUGGUGGAAAUUCUCAACCUAAAGGACCUAAUGGCGAUAAAGGGCUAAGCGGCGAGAAAGGAAUGAAGGGCAACAAAGGACCUGUUGGUGAAAAAGGACCUGAAGGUGGCAAGGGACCUGGUGGAAAUUCUCAACCUAAAGGACCUAAUGGCGAUAAAGGGCUAAGCGGCGAGAAAGGAAUGAAGGGCAACAAAGGACCUGUUGGUGAAAAAGGACCUGAAGGUGGCAAGGGACCUGGUGGAAAUUCUCAACCUAAAGGACCUAAUGGCGAUAAAGGGCUAAGCGGCGAGAAAGGAAUGAAGGGCAACAAAGGACCUGUUGGUGAAAAAGGACCUAAAGGUGGCAAGGGACCUGGUGGAAAUUCUCAACCUAAAGGACCUAAUGGCGAUAAAGGGCAAAGCGGCGAGAAAGGAAUGAAGGGCAACAAAGGACCUGUUGGUGAUAAAGGACCUGAAGGUGGCAAGGGACCUGGUGGAAAUUCUCAACCUAAAGGACCUAAUGGCGAUAAAGGGCUAAGCGGCGAGAAAGGAAUGAAGGGCAACAAAGGACCUGUUGGUGAUAAAGGACCUGAAGGUGGCAAGGGACCUGGUGGAAAUUCUCAACCUAAAGGACCUAAUGGCGAUAAAGGGCAAAGCGGCGAGAAAGGAGUGAAGGGCAACAAAGGACCUGUUGGUGAUAAAGGACCUGAAGGUGGCAAGGGACCUGGUGGAAAUUCUCAACCUAAAGGACCUAAUGGCGAUAAAGGGCUAAGCGGCGAGAAAGGAAUGAAGGGCAACAAAGGACCUGUUGGUGAUAAAGGACCUAAAGGUGGCAAGGGACCUGGUGGAAAUUCUCAACCUAAAGGACCUAAUGGCGAUAAAGGGCAAAGCGGCGAGAAAGGAAUGAAGGGCAACAAAGGAACUGUUGGUGAUAAAGGACCUAAAGGUGGCAAGGGACCUGGUGGAAAUUCUCAACCUAAAGGACCUAAUGGCGAUAAAGGGCAAAGCGGCGAGAAAGGAAUGAAGGGCAACAGACUGAAAAAGGACCUGAAGGCGGCAAGGGACCUGGUGGAAAUUCUCAACCUAAAGGACCUAAUGGCGAUAAAGGGCUAA
Molecule: messenger RNA, 2568 nt
Organism: Parnassius apollo (apollo)
Lineage: Eukaryota; Metazoa; Arthropoda; Insecta; Lepidoptera; Papilionidae
Source: the annotation of a GenBank genome assembly